Messenger RNA from Erigeron canadensis, 1985 nucleotides. RefSeq names its product probable pectate lyase 8. The transcript is spliced from 7 exons. Gene Ontology annotation, molecular function: pectate lyase activity. The record is from RefSeq and is a predicted model, not a curated record. Lineage: Eukaryota; Viridiplantae; Streptophyta; Magnoliopsida; Asterales; Asteraceae. Bases 150 to 1484 code for a protein of 444 amino acids.
UAUAUAUAGAGAGAAGAGAUAUCUCCUCUCUAAAACCGCCUCCUAACAUAACACAAUACAAAACACACAUUCUCCUUUUUCUUAAUUAGAAUUUCCCCCCAAACACAAAAAACACACACAUUUUGGUGGUUUUGAAAUAAAACAAACAAAUGGUAAUGGCUGCUCAGGUCCUAAUCUCUGUCUAUUGUUUGGUUUUACUCAUCUCUGUUUCUUCUUCUUCUUCUUCCACAAACAACCCCCCUGCCACCAGCACAAAUGAGAUGAAAGUGUUGCAGAGCUCCAAUUACUCAUCAAUGGCUGCCAGAAUUAAGGAGAUUGAAAAGUUGAAUGAAUAUGCAGUGCAAGACCCCGAGGAAGUUGUUGCCAUGGUUGAAAUGAGUAUGAGAAACAGCACACAGAGGAGAAAACUCGGAUAUUUUUCAUGUGGUACUGGUAAUCCAAUUGAUGACUGUUGGCGCUGUGACCCAAACUGGAGACGCAAUCGCAAGAAGUUGGCUGACUGUGGCAUUGGCUUCGGUCGGAAUGCAAUUGGAGGCCGUGAUGGAAGGUAUUACGUUGUCACUGACCCCAGAGAUGAUGACCCUGUUAACCCGCGGCCUGGCACCCUACGCCAUGCUGUUAUUCAAGAAGCGCCAUUGUGGAUUGUCUUUAAACGUGACAUGGUCAUUCAACUGAAGCAAGAACUUAUCAUGAAUAGUUUCAAGACCAUUGAUGCUCGUGGGGUCAACGUACAUAUUGCUAAUGGAGCUUGCCUUACAAUCCAGUUUGUUACCAAUAUUAUUAUCCAUGGUUUACACAUCCAUGACUGUAAACCUACUGGGAAUGCCUUGGUGAGAAGCUCUCCUUCCCAUUAUGGUUGGAGAACAAUGGCUGAUGGGGAUGCUAUUUCUAUUUUCGGGUCAAGCCAUAUAUGGGUUGAUCAUAACUCUCUAUCUAAUUGUGCUGAUGGACUUGUGGAUGCUGUCAUGGGUUCAACUGCUAUCACUAUUUCUAACAAUUACUUCACCCAUCACAACGAGGUGAUAUUGCUGGGACAUAGUGACACUUAUUUUAGAGACAAGCUGAUGCAGGUGACUAUUGCCUACAAUCACUUUGGAGAAGGUCUUAUCCAAAGAAUGCCAAGAUGCAGACAUGGGUAUUUCCAUGUGGUGAACAAUGACUACACCCAUUGGGAGAUGUAUGCCAUUGGUGGAAGUGCAAACCCAACCAUCAACAGCCAAGGCAACAGAUAUCUUGCCCCUGUGAAUCCUUUUGCAAAAGAGGUUACCAAAAGAGUGGACACAGAUGGAAGCCAGUGGCAUGGAUGGAACUGGAGAUCAGAGGGUGACCUACUUCUUAAUGGGGCUUAUUUCAUCCCAUCUGGAGCAGGAGCCGCUGCCAGCUAUGCACGGGCCUCAAGUUUGGGUGCCAAGUCCUCUACACUGGUUGGUACCAUCACUGCUGGUGCUGGAGUUCUUAACUGCCGCAAAGGUGGUCGGUGCUAGCAAUCUCAGUCCUCACUCUAUUUGGUAAAGCGUCAUUUUCGUUCAACAAUUUCCAUUUUCGCAUAUAAAAUAUAGUAAUACGUAUAGAUUUCAAAUCCACAUAUGCCAUUACAUCACCUCACCUGGCAAGUGAACUUUUUACACAUUGCUUUUGGUCAGUUAUACUUAUCCCAUUAAUAUCUCCCUAUGUUUGUUGUGCAACCUCAACCAUGCUUCUGUUGAAAGAAAACAAAAACGAUACCUUGUUGAUUUCAAGGAGUAAGGUGUGAAGUGUUGUCCAUCCCUUUUCUAUCUUUUUCUCGACCUCAGGAUCUAACGAUCAAUCCUGAUUGUUCUUCUUUAAGUGUUAUUUGGCUUAUGGGAUCGGAAUGUUUUUUCUUUCCGUCUUCUUCAGUCUCGUGCAAUUUUAGUUUCUCGAGUCAUAUAAGUUGUAAUGUGAAUUUCAAAAGUGUAACUUGAACCAUCAACUUGAAUGGAAAGCUAUUAUUUGUUUAUGGAUGA